GAAAACUGCGGAGCUACCUGGAAGAACUAAAAUCUCCUGAAUUAUGGAAGAACUAGAACAGUUGGAGCACCUUUCGUUGGUGUCGAAGAUCUGCACGGAGCUGGAGAACCAUCUCGGACUGAACGAUAAAGAUUUAGCCCUUCUUCUAAUCUGACCUACAGCGGAAUUCAUCAUUCAUUUGGCUAGGGAACAUCCAACGAUCGAUGCGUUCAAGCGUGAGCUGGCGAAGAAUGGAGCGGAAUUUUCCGAUUCCUUCACGGCGAACCUGCUGCGCAUCAUCCAGCUCAUGCGUUCCGCUGGCGGUGGCAAGGCCGUCGACUUCGAGGAGGAUGACGACCAGUCCAGAGCUUUGGCACACAAAUUUCCCGGACUAGCGAUACCCAACAACCGCAAGGGGUAUUCAUCGGAAGAGGAAGAAAUGGAACCAGAGGAUAAGGAUAAAAAGUUGAGGGAGUCGUCGAAGAAGAAGGAAACGGAGCGCGAUGAGAAGAAAUACGAAAGCGGCCGUGGUGCUAAACGUGAAACACACGAGCGGAAGGGUGACAUAAAGGAACUGAAAAUACGCCCAAGCGAUGCGGUGGACGAUAUGUUUGCCGAACUCGAACAAAUGGCACCCUCAAAGUCCCGGGAACAGCAGGAAGUGGACAACAUGUUUGCCGAGCUGGAAAAUCUGGCACCAUCAAAGGACACGGAAAAGGACGGUGGUGCUGAGACGAAGGGAAGUCGAAGGCGUACCGAGCGGCGCAGUGGUUCGAGAGAAAGACACCGAAAAGGGGAUCGUAGUAGGUCUCGAGAACGUCGAAGAGAGCGUAGCCGGGAUCGGAGCCGUUCUCGCGAACGUCGAAGGAGCCGGAGGUCCCGUUCGAAGGAUCGAAGCAAGCGUCGAAGUCGUACGCGAAGCCGCGAUAGAGGACGCGAUCGCGAAGACCGGGACAGGCAACGUGAUCGUGAUCGCGACCGUGGCCGUGAUCGUCGCUCAAGAAGAAGUCGCACGAGGAGCCGUUCACGGGAGCGAAAUCGUCACCGAAAUCGCAGUGGCUCCGGUGAGAUGGCACCACCACCGGCGGCAAUCGAGCGUCGCCAACGGACACCACCGAUGCCGGAGGAACCGGAAGUGGGCAAAAUCUAUGAUGCACGCGUCGUUAACAUCGUAGCGUUCGGGUGCUUCGUCCAGCUGGUCGGUUUUCGGCGUAAAAAGGAAGGUCUGGUACACAUCUCGCAAUUGUCAACGGAAGGACGUGUCAAUCUAGUUACCGACGUCGUCAACCGUGGGGAUGAUGUGAAGGUAAAGGUGAUGUCCCUGGCCGGUAACAAAAUUUCGCUCAGUAUGAAAGAGGUAGAGCAGUCGACGGGCCGUGAUUUGAAUCCACUUUCGCACGCACACCUCCAGGAGUCGAGCGAUUUGCAGAGCCGCAAUCCCGAUCGUCCCCUUUCCGUACCGUCAAUGUUGAAUCUACAGGAAGGCGGUGCAGGGAUGGUAGAACAGACGGAAGAAAAUUCACGCAAAAAGGUAACGCGCAUCAGCAGCCCUGAGCGGUGGGAAAUCAAGCAAAUGAUCUCAUCCGGUGUGAUCGACCGUUCCGAGAUGCCCGAUUUCGACGAGGAAACCGGACUGCUACCUAAGGACGAGGAUAGUGAGGCGGACAUUGAGAUUGAAAUUGUCGAAGACGAACCACCGUUCCUGCAGGGACACGGUCGUGCGCUGCACGAUCUCUCUCCGGUGCGUAUCGUCAAGAACCCGGACGGAUCGUUGGCACAGGCCGCCAUGAUGCAGACGGCACUGGCGAAGGAACGGCGCGAGCAAAAGAUGCUCCAGCGUGAACAGGAAAUGGAUGCCGUACCGACGACGAUGAAUAAGAACUGGAUCGAUCCGCUACCGGACGAGGACGCGGAGGGAACGAUGGCGUCCAAUACGCGUGGUGUCGGAAUGUCAACGCAGGACGUGCCCGAGUGGAAAAAGGCCAUCAUCGGAGGGAAGAAAAGUUCGUUUGGUCGCAAAACGGACAUGAGCCUGGUGGAGCAACGUCAAUCGCUGCCAAUCUACAAACUGCGCGACGAUCUGAUCAAAGCAGUCAACGACAACCAGAUACUGAUCGUCAUCGGUGAGACAGGGUCGGGCAAAACGACCCAAAUCACGCAAUACCUGGCCGAGAGUGGAUUUAUUGCGCGCGGAAAGAUCGGUUGCACCCAGCCCAGGCGUGUGGCGGCCAUGUCGGUAGCGAAGCGUGUUGCGGAAGAGUACGGUUGUCGGUUGGGACAGGAGGUGGGCUACACGAUUCGAUUCGAGGACUGUACGAGCCAGGAAACGGUCAUCAAGUACAUGACGGACGGUAUGUUGUUGCGCGAGUGUUUGGUUGAUUCCGAUCUUAAAUCCUACUCCGUCAUUAUGCUGGACGAGGCUCACGAGCGUACGAUCCACACGGAUGUGAUGUUUGGGUUACUGAAACAAGCCGUCCAGAAGCGACCGGAACUGAAAUUGAUCGUCACCUCGGCUACCCUGGAUGCGGUCAAGUUCUCGCAGUACUUUUUCGAGGCACCUAUCUUCACGAUCCCGGGUCGUACAUUCCCGGUGGAGAUCCUGUACACGAAGGAACCGGAAACGGACUAUCUGGACGCAUCGCUCAUCACCGUGAUGCAGAUUCAUCUCCGUGAACCACCGGGUGAUGUGCUGCUUUUCCUCACCGGUCAGGAAGAGAUCGAUACGGCUUGCGAAAUAUUGUACGAGCGCAUGAAAUCACUCGGUCCGGAUGUACCGGAGCUGAUCAUUUUGCCCGUUUAUUCCGCCCUCCCUUCGGAGAUGCAAACGCGUAUCUUUGAUCCCGCACCACCAGGCAGCCGAAAGGUUGUGAUCGCUACCAACAUCGCCGAAACGUCACUCACGAUCGACGGUAUCUACUAUGUUGUCGAUCCUGGAUUCGUUAAACAGAAGGUGUACAACUCAAAGACUGGCAUGGACUCACUGGUCGUUACACCCAUCUCGCAAGCGGCCGCCAAGCAACGUGCAGGUCGUGCAGGACGAACAGGGCCCGGUAAGGCGUACCGGUUGUACACGGAGCGUGCAUACCGGGACGAGAUGCUGCCAACACCCGUACCGGAGAUACAGCGUACGAAUCUGGCCACCACCGUACUCCAACUGAAAACGAUGGGUAUCAACGAUUUGCUGCACUUUGAUUUUAUGGACGCACCACCGGUCGAAUCACUGGUGAUGGCACUCGAGCAGCUACACUCCCUGUCGGCACUGGACAACGAGGGGCUACUGACCCGUCUCGGUCGGCGUAUGGCCGAGUUUCCCCUCGAACCGAACCUCUCCAAGCUGCUCAUCAUGUCCGUCGCACUAUCGUGUUCCGAUGAGGUGCUGACGAUCGUUUCAAUGCUCUCCGUACAGAACGUGUUCUACCGACCGAAAGAUAAGCAAGCACUGGCCGAUCAAAAGAAAGCCAAGUUUAACCAGAUCGAAGGUGACCAUCUUACGCUACUGGCCGUGUACAAUAGCUGGAAGAACAACAAGUUCUCGAACGCUUGGUGUUACGAGAACUUUGUGCAGAUCCGUACGCUCAAGCGAGCGCAGGAUGUACGGAAGCAGCUGCUCGGAAUCAUGGACCGUCACAAGCUCGACGUUGUAUCGGCCGGAAAGAAUACGGUGCGCGUGCAGAAAGCCGUCUGUUCCGGUUUCUUCCGUAACGCAGCGAAAAAGGAUCCACAGGAGGGCUACCGGACGCUGGUUGACUCACAGGUCGUCUACAUUCAUCCAUCGAGCGCACUGUUUAAUCGGCAACCGGAAUGGGUCGUGUAUCAUGAACUGGUUCAGACGACGAAAGAGUACAUGCGCGAGGUGACGACGAUCGAUCCAAAGUGGUUGGUUGAGUUUGCGCCCGCCUUCUUCCGCUUCUCCGAUCCAACGAAGCUGAGCAAAUUCAAGAAGAACCAACGGCUGGAGCCACUGUACAACAAGUACGAAGAACCGCACGCAUGGCGUAUCAGCCGAACACGAAGACGCCGCAACUAA
Molecule: messenger RNA, 4006 nt
Organism: Anopheles aquasalis
Lineage: Eukaryota; Metazoa; Arthropoda; Insecta; Diptera; Culicidae
Gene: pea
Product: ATP-dependent RNA helicase pea
Biological process (GO): mRNA splicing, via spliceosome; spliceosomal complex disassembly
Cellular component (GO): intracellular anatomical structure; catalytic step 2 spliceosome
Molecular function (GO): RNA binding; ATP binding; RNA helicase activity
Source: RefSeq, a predicted model, not a curated record